AUGUUAAACACUGGAACACCAAUGUUAAUAUGUAGAACACUGUUACGCGUUCCAGAAUGUACAUCAAAAAGCCAUUCAUACUGUUUCAUAUGCAAAAAGCCUGGACCAAAGCUAAUUGUUGUUCCUUCGCAAGCAAGAUUUUCUACCUUUCUUAAAAAAGAGGUUAUAAUUCCUGCAGGAUGUCGUUGUUGUCCGGGACAUUUGACGGAAGAUACUUUUACAGAAGAUGCAAUUAGUAAAAUAAACUGUACAAAUGAUAAUGUCAUCCUUAACAGAUCUACAAUUAUGGAUCUUUUGAAGAAGUUAAGAUACACAGCCUUACAAAAUGAACAAUCAAGAAUUGACUUUGAUACAGAUAAAGUUUUAUCUGACUCUGACUUUAUCAAUUUAACCGGUAUAAAUAAGGACAACUUCAAUGAUCUUCAUUCCUACAUCAAAACUUUAGUAAGAAAUACACCUACACGAAGCACCAGAACUUCUCUUGGAAUUUUCCUUUUUAAAUUAAAGUCGGGAAUUUCAAAUAAAGUGCUAUCUACAAUUUUCAACAUAUCAAGAUCAAGUUUACGCCGAGCCAUUUCAUGUGUCAGACAAGCUUUAGUUCAGAAUUUCGUACCUCAAAAUUUGGGUUUUAAACACAUCAGCCAUGAUGAUGUCGUUAAUCAGCACACACGACCACUAGCUCAGACUUUAUUUGGGGAUGGAACAAACACACAGGCUAUAUUAGUGCUGGAUGGCACGUACAUCAAUAUCCAGAAAAGUGGAAACUUUCAUUUUCAAAGAAGGUCAUAUAGCUUACAUAAGGGACGACCGCUGGUUAAACCAAUGGUAGUUGUUACUACCACAGGGUACUUUGUGACUGUUUUGGGACCAUACUUUGCCGACUGCAAAAAUAAUGAUGCGGCAAUCCUCAAACAUAUGUUAAACACAAAUGUAGAAGAUAUCAAAGAAUGGGUGCAAGACAAUGAUGUGUUUGUAGUUGAUAGAGGAUUCAGGGACUCAUUGGAGCUUCUUGAUGAUUUGGGGAUAAAGUCACAGAUGCCAAGUAUUUUAACGAAAGGUCAAAAACAGAUGACAACAGAUGAAGCCAAUGCAAGCAGAUUAGUUAUACUAAGGUUUGUCCGAUGGGUAGUAGAGUCUGCUAAUGCAAGAAUCAAGAGAUGGAAGUAUCUGAGCCAUGUUUUACCAAAUAAACAAGUUCCAUAUAUCGGAGAUUAUGUUUGCAUUGUAUGUGGAAUAUCAAAUAAAUAUUUGCCGCCGUUGUCUCCAGGAUGUGAUAAUGAAGAAGCAUUGGCAGCAAAAAUGCUCUAUCUGUCUAAAAGAGUAAAUACACUGAAACAGAGGGUAGAAGAAGAAAAUUUGGAGAGGCGUAAAACAAUUUGGAAAGAGCCUGAUAAUAUUUUAGAUGAUUUUCCACUUCUUGAUGAAGAAGAUCUUAGAAACAUAACUUGCGGUGUCUAUCAAAUAAAGCUUAGCACUAGUUACAUUCAGGAACAUCUAGAAGGCAAUUGUCAAAUUCUUGUUCAUAAAGAGGAUGACCAUUUGAUACGUGUGAAACUUCAGAGCCGUCAUGUUUCUUCAAAAACCUACAUCUUGUGGAUAGAAUACACAUCUGCUGAAAUUACUGCAUGGUACUGUAAAUGCAGAGCAGGAGCUCGUGUCGUUGGAGUAUGUGCCCAUAUUGCCUCAAUACUCUGGUAUCUUGGUUAUGCAAGGCAUAAUCAGAAUAUAUCUUAUGGAGUCCAGAAUUGGGGAGCAUAUCUAGAAGAUGCAGCAUCUAUUCCACAAGCCGUAGACGAAAGUGACAGUGAGGAGAGUGUCAUUGAAGAAUAGAAUACUGUAUCAAUCCUUGUUAGGUCUCUGUCUCCUUGACUUUAUCUUAGUAUUCCACACACACUAUUUGAACACAUUGUACUGGAUUUUUAAUUUUCAAGUAAGCAAGGUUUUUCAAAAAUUCUAAAGUAUUUUAUUGUUGAAUAUAACAUAUUCAUCAGACAUUUUCAAGAAGACAAACUAUAGAAUAAAAUAAUAGAUUAUGUAUAUUGAUUGUACUUAUUUAUAGUUUUGAUUAAUACAUAACUUUAAUUGACCUAGCUUACAUUAUCAUCAGCUCUAUAGUUAAAACAAGUAAAGCCGAAAAAUAAACUUAUCCGCUUUUGACAACUAGAAGUGAGAAUUUUGUCAAUUUUAAUUUUUAAAUAUUCUUUUAAGAACAAUUACAAGAUAAAAACCUUGGGGAAAAUAUUAAACGUAUCCACUGAACAAUUGAAAUAUAUUCUUAUUAAUUUAAGAGUUGUGCACAUUUUUACGCACUUAAGGUACAAUUAUAGAGAUAGCAUAAAUUAUAAAUAUUUUCGUGUGUCAGUAGUCGUUCGUGUAUAAAUAGCAGUUUUAAAAUGAAACUAUCGAUCAUACAUAUUUUUAUUCUGAAUGUUGAUUUGAGAGUCGGCAGGUAAAUCUGUCAAAUUGAGCGUGGUGUUUAUGGGUGCAAGUGUGGUACAUUUGUGUAUUAUGUGUUAUAUGAUUAUAUCAUAUGGAAUUAUAUGUAAUGUCUAUACGAAUUGCUUUCAUUCUUUAUUUUUUCAGGAAAUAAACUCUUUUCAGUUUCAGCGUAUUCACGGGUUUUCUAUUCAUACUAAUGUAAGAGAUGGCAUGGCAUGAUUACCAAUGAGACAACUAUCGUAAAACUUUUAUUAAAGAUUUUAAAUCGUCUAUACUCCGCUCGCCAAGAUAUUUUACAGCUUUCUUUAAAUGUGCCUUCUGCUAAAUAUUAGACUAAUAUGCUCUUAUAUGUUUGGAAACUAUUUAUAACUUUGAAUUUAAUCUAUGCUAUGGAAUUUUGUUUGUCUGCAAUUUUAAUUCGUGAAUAUCAAAGCCGAAAACGAGUGCAAUUGUACUUUUUGUAGUUGGAGCAUUGUUUGUCACUUCAGUCUGUCUUUUAGUAAGUUUCUGUAAAUAAAUAUAUAUAUAAAGAAGGAACUAUGUGUAUGGAUUUCAAGAAAUACUGUGCAAAAAAAAUUCUUGUGGUAAAAUGAUUAUAUUAGUAUAAGAACGUCAAGUAAUACCAUUUUGACGUUACGCACAAAUUGUUAAAAUAGGAUUUCACCAUGGUCUUUUCUGACGCGCAGUAAAAUUAAACAAACAGAGUUACAAGCCUGGUGGUUAUCAAUUUAUACAGUACCCUAGUUAGGGGUCAUUCUGCAGUAAUUUCGUUUGUUUCUGAGACAGGGCCGUUUUUUACCCUUCGUGGCCCUACU
Mytilus trossulus (common blue mussel) is the source of this 3254-nucleotide messenger RNA. RefSeq lists its product as uncharacterized. The coding region runs from base 1 to 1830 and encodes 609 amino acids. The transcript has 4 exons. The record is from RefSeq and is a predicted model, not a curated record. Lineage: Eukaryota; Metazoa; Mollusca; Bivalvia; Mytilida; Mytilidae.